Molecule: messenger RNA, 2768 nt
Organism: Hymenoscyphus albidus
Lineage: Eukaryota; Fungi; Ascomycota; Leotiomycetes; Helotiales; Helotiaceae
Source: the annotation of a GenBank genome assembly
GCUACCUAGGUCCGCUGCCGCUACCACUCGCGCUAGCUAACCUAUAUUUAUAAGCCCUCCUCCUACUGAUCCAUGCAGGGGCAGCACUGCGCUCAUUCUCAUUCUCAUACUCCAACUCCAACUCAUACUCAGCAAAAGUGAAUCUCCAAUACCAACUCCUCUAUACAUUCGUUUCGGAGACAGCCCACAGCCCCAGCCCACAACCCACAGCCUACAAAUACAACCUUGCCGGAUACCCUGAACUUCUCUGUACAAGCAAACCCGACACAGACAUCAUUUGCGAUAUCAAUCACGCUCGCUCACAGACCUCUCAGACAUCUACAUCUACUACACCACGAGAGACCGACAAUCAAUCAAGAUGGAGCAACGACACGGCCACCAUCAACAUCGCCGUCACCCUACGCCUACUAGUCCUAGGGCAUACGCUCAUUCUCACCGAAGCAGCCUUCCUCCUUCAAAUCCAGCACAUGGUCGACCUGUACGAUCGCGCGGAAUGAUGAAUGUCAAUGAGAUGCUCAAUACUAAUGCUAAUAGUGGCAGUACUGCUGAGAGCUCUCUUCUUGAACGACUGCAAUUUCAACAACAACAACAACAACAGCAGCAACAACAACAACAGCAGCAACAACAACAACAGCAGCAACAACAGCAGCAACAACAGCAGCAGCAACAACAACAACAGCAACAACAACAGCAUCAACAACAACAACUUGCUCCCCAGGCUCAUGGCUACGGCCAAAUGAACUUGCCUGUCUUCAACCAUCAUGCUUAUGGCCAUCCAUUCAUGCGGCAGCCAUUCCACCAGCAAACUCAACCUUCUUCUCCCCAACCUUAUCCCCAGCCUCGCCUUCAAAACCGUCAGAGUUCGAGUUUGGCUUCCCAGCAACCCCAUACUCAACCUUCCCACGCCGGACAACCACCCAUACAGCCAAGAUUAUUCAACGAUCCCAAUAGGUACGAGAACGAGGUCGAUUUUAUGUCUUCUCGAGACCACCCAAGACAACUCUCCGAACUUGACGGGAGUGCUCCUCCAUUUCAUCCUGCCUAUGACAGAGCAGCAUAUGAUAACAACUUGCAACAACACACCAUUCAUAAUCAAGCUCUUUCUGAUGGCCACUUCCAAUGUAAGUCAUCUCAUAGUUGUCAAGUGCAUGUUUACCAAAAUUGAGUCAAAAUGAGAACUACACUUCCCGAAAUAUCCUCGCCUUUAUCUAUCCGCCUAUACAUAUUCCAGCACUACCUCCUACUCAAAUUAUUCUACUAAGUGUGUAAUAUACAGAUGGGCUCCUUCACAGAGAUCUUCCAGAAUCUUUUUGGUUACCCGAUCACCCUCGACAGUUACCCCGGCCUUUUUUGACGAACCCUCCAGCAAUGACUUCGGCAGAGCCAUCUCCAACUUGCGUUAUCUGCUUUGAGGAAAAGGAAGCAAGUGAAUUUCCAUACAAAUGUCCCAAAAACUGCCCGGAACAACAAACUUGUAACUCGUGUCUCAAGGACUGGUUCAUAGAAGCUUGCAGGAACGAAUCGAGAAUGCCGCCCAAAUGCUGCUCGGCUGAGCCCAUUCCAUUUUCCACGGUCUUGCACCUUCUGAGCUCUGAACAGGUACGUUUCUAUGAAGAAAUCUCCACAAAAACUCAUGUUUUAUUGAUUUGCACACAAGCAUGACAAGGAGAUGUUCAUGAUGAUCAGUCGUCAUAUCGAGGCUAACUUGGUUUAGAUUAAACUUUACAAAUCUAAAUACGAGGAAUGGAGUACCCCAAAUCGCAUCUACUGCCCUGUACCAACAUGUUCGGCCUUCGUUCCGCCCAAAUUAUAUGCCAUACCAGAAAAGCCUCUUUAUGUACUAGAUCCCGAAUUUAACCCAAGUCAACCGCCUCAACCAGGGUUAGCACCAACACAAAGACCCAAUGUCGAAUGCCCAGCCUGUUACACCUCUAUUUGCACCAAAUGUCGAUCAUUUUCUCAUCGUGGAGAAUGCAAGGAAAGCGAUAUCGACCCUUUACUAGAGAAAAAGUUGAAGAAAUGGAAGAUCAAACGCUGCCCCAAAUGUCGGGCUGGAGUGCGCAAGGUUUUCGGUUGUUCACACGUCCAAUGUCGAUGCGGUGCUCAUUUUUGUUUUCAGUGCCUCAAAGCACUGAAUCAGUGCUUUGGUUGCGAGGACGACGAUCAAACGGAGGAUGAAGAGGGCUCCAGACCACCUCAGCGAGUUUUGGUAGAUGAGGAUGAUUUAGACGGUCGUACACAGUUCUUUGAAGGAGACGGUCAUAACUUUGGAAAUGAGCCACAUGGGGGUAUGUUCCUUGACGCGUGGGCUUGUCAGCAUCGUUGGGCUCAAUGGGGCCAUGUACUGUCAAGACCACAGCAUACGGGAACGUUGCAAGGACCGGAGUGUCAGACGUGCUUUCUGCCAACUUCGUAUCUACAAGAUGUGCUUAGUCACAUUGACCCCGAUAACCUCAGACAUCGUCAAACGGCAUGGGAAUGUAUUCGCUGUCAUGUUAUUAAAUGCGGGGCUUGUAUCGUUCACAAUUCGGGGACCUAAAUUAUCUCUUUAUGAUCACCACAAAAGUGAGAGUGAUGAUUCUGAAAUGACAAGGCGUUGGGAGUUAGGGCGUCACUAAGCGAAGGGGUCGGCUUUUUCGAGCUAGUUCACGGAUACCCAUCAUCAGGAGACAGCAUGGCGUUUGUGUCCUUUUUUUAUUUUUACGAGAAUGACUUUCCCUUUUUUAUUUUUUCCUUUUCUUCAUGAUAAGCAUGUACAUUAUCAGCGG